CCCCCCCCGCUGGUAUUGGUUUGCAGCGCUUCGCUCCUGCGCCUCCUUCCUUUUUGAAUCUGGCCCGCUCCCCCGUAUUAUGUCUGCGCUCCGCAGGAAAUUUGGGGACGAUUACCAGGUAGUGACCACUUCGUCCAGCAGCGCGGGCUUGCAGAGCCAGGGCCCCAGCAGCCAGCAGCAGCAGCAGCAGCUGGUCCCCAGGAAAAAGCGGCAGCGGUUCGUGGACAAGAACGGGAGGUGCAAUGUGCAACACGGCAACCUGGGCAGUGAGACUAGCCGCUACCUCUCCGACCUCUUCACCACCCUGGUGGACCUCAAGUGGCGCUGGAACCUGUUCAUCUUCAUCCUCACCUACACCGUGGCGUGGCUCUUCAUGGCGUCCAUGUGGUGGGUGAUCGCCUACACCCGGGGAGACCUGAACAAAGCCCACGUCGGCAACUACACGCCCUGCGUGGCCAAUGUCUACAACUUCCCCUCUGCUUUCCUCUUCUUCAUCGAGACCGAAGCCACCAUCGGCUACGGCUACCGCUACAUCACCGACAAGUGCCCCGAGGGGAUCAUCCUCUUCCUCUUCCAGUCGAUCUUGGGUUCCAUAGUAGACGCCUUCCUGAUCGGCUGUAUGUUCAUUAAGAUGUCCCAGCCCAAGAAGCGGGCGGAGACCCUUAUGUUCAGUGAGCACUCGGUGAUCUCCAUGAGGGACGGGAAGCUGACGCUCAUGUUCAGAGUGGGCAACCUGCGAAACAGCCACAUGGUCUCCGCUCAAAUCCGCUGCAAGCUGCUCAAAUCUCGACAGACACCUGAGGGUGAGUUCCUCCCCCUUGACCAACUUGAACUGGAUGUAGGUUUUAGUACAGGGGCAGAUCAACUUUUUCUUGUUUCCCCCCUCACAAUUUGCCACGUGAUCGAUGCCAAAAGCCCCUUCUAUGACUUAUCCCAACGAAGCAUGCAAGCUGAACAGUUUGAGAUUGUCGUCAUCCUAGAGGGCAUUGUGGAAACAACUGGGAUGACCUGUCAAGCUCGGACUUCAUACACUGAAGAUGAAGUUCUUUGGGGUCACCGCUUUUUCCCUGUUAUUUCGUUAGAGGAAGGUUUCUUUAAAGUUGAUUAUUCCCAGUUCCAUGCAACCUUUGAAGUGCCCACCCCACCUUACAGUGUGAAAGAACAGGAGGAAAUGCUUCUCAUGUCCUCGCCUUUAAUAGCACCAGCCAUAACUAACACUAAAGAAAGGAAUAAUUCUGUUGAAUGUCUAGAUGGAAUAGAUGACAUUAGUACCAAACUCCCAUCGAAGUUACAAAAAAUUACUGGAAGAGAAGACUUUCCCAAAAAACUCCUAAGAAUGAGUUCUACAACUUCAGAAAAGGCCUACAGUUUGGGAGAUUUACCCAUGAAACUUCAACGAAUAAGCUCAGUUCCUGGCAAUUCAGAAGAAAAACUGGUAUCUAAAACCACAAAGAUGUUGUCUGAUCCCAUGAGCCAGUCAGUGGCUGAUUUGCCACCAAAGCUUCAAAAGAUGUCAGGAGGUGCAGCCAGAAUGGAAGGGAACCUUCCAGCUAAAUUAAGAAAAAUGAACUCUGAUCGGUUCACAUAACAAAACCAGACUUUUAGGAAUUAUUUAAAGUUGAAAUUAGUAGUAGUCCAAAUUUUGUCUGAUAAAGUAAGCCUCUCCAUAGGACAGAUUGUGAGAAAGGUGACAUUUCCCUGUGUAUUCCAUGUACCCAUGGCAACAUUGCUCCUCAAGUAAUGCUGACUGUGUAGAAAAUGGAAAUUGUAAUGGGGGAAAGUCAAAGAAGACCUAUUAUUAACUGGCAUGUAGUAUCACACCAAGCAUGCAAUAAUGUGCAAAUUUCAUAUUUAGUUUUAUGGCAUGAUUCUUACUAUAUUUAUAUUGUAUAUUCUGAAAAAUAUUUAAGGAGGUAUUACCCUCCCCUAUAUUUCUAAAGUGUAUAGUAGACAAAUGAGUGGAUAGCUUUCAGGGCACACUACGAUUUUAAGUUAACAUAUAUACAUAUAUGUAUGUGUACCUAUACACAUAUAUACAUGUACAUAUAUAUUUCUGAUAGAGAUUGUAUUGUUCUGUUAAAUAUAAUAGUCCUGCUGCAUGUUUACUUUCUUAGAAUGCUAAGGUUAUUGGCAUUACAAAAUUAUUAGCCAGUUACUUGAGCCUUAAAUUAUUUGUCAUUUUAAAAUUUGAUUUAAUGUUUGUUUCAGUUUAUCUGUCAUGGGAGUCUUUUGCUUACACUUUCAAAGAAGCAUUCACAAAGUUUGUACUAUUUUGGGGCUGUGCAAAUGAUAACCCUUAUAGAUUUAACUUUUUAAAUACAAGUUGCAAAAAUGCAGUGAUAUCACUAUAUAAAGUGUCUUUAUGAUUUUUUUUUUUUUACGAAUGAUGUGAAAAUGAUAAAAAUGAGGAAAUGUUGCUUGAUUUGAGAUCUGCAGAAUUUGGCCUCUUUCCUGGAAAGGUUAAUCUUGUUUCUUAAAAUGUUGUAAAAUUUUAAAUAAUUAUAUUUGCUAAAAAUAUCAAAAGGCUUACAUUCUCAAACAGCUUCAUACAGGAUGCAGCACAUGAACAAAUGCUGAAUCAUUAUGGUAAUAAUUAGGAGUCAAGUUACUUUGAAUAUAUCAGAAUCUGAUUGCAAAUUCAGUGAUGAAUGCUUUCUAUUGCAGCCUGAAUCAAUUGGACCCAUAUAAACAUUAUGGCGUGAAAUUUUUCUCAUUUUUUAAAUGAAGCAAUUAUCUCAAGCAAGGUGACCAUUUAAUGAUGAAUUAUGAUACAUAUUUAUCCAUAACAAAUGUUUAGGUCUUAUUUGAUUUCAAUUUUUAUUCUUUUCCUCUGCUAAGUAGUUUUAUUGUUUAUUGCCCUCAUUUUUUCUCUCACUUCAGCAAUUUCUCCAAAUCAUUUGAUCCCAUUGAGUUGGAAGGAAACUUUUUGUACAGAAGAUAUAUAUGGGGUUAUGGAAAAAAAAAUUAAAAUCUAAUGUAAUAAGAAUACUUUCAGAACACAGUAAAAGCAAAAUUUUGGCUCCAUUAGGCUCCCUGCUGUAAACUAGUCCAAUCCAGCGUGUAUUUCCUUGAAGUACCUAACAUAUACAAAGACUAUGGUUGGCACUGUAAGUACAAAGAUAAAACAAGAGACAUUCUCUGACCUUCAGGAGCUUACAUACUAUAGCAGAUAAUGUAAACAUUUAAACAAGUAAGGGUAUACAUGUUUAUUUGAAGAGGAGGAAGGAGAAAGUACUAAUUGCUAUUAGGAUCAUGAAAUAGUAUGAGUUGGCAUGUGAACUGACACUUGGCCAAUAGUAUUUUCCUAACCCCAACUUCUGAAACUUUUUAAUAGUUGGCAUAAAGUUGUAGUUACCAAUUAGUGCAAUACCUGAGACAAUGAUUUGCAAUGUAUGAGUGAGUCAGCAGUUUGAGGAGGUAACCAUAGUAUACAUUCACUGCAUCUUUGUGGCCCUGUUCAUAGGAGCAAUCAGUGAUAAAAAACAUGUUAAAGAGCAAUGAUGUACCUUACUUCUGGUUUUCUUUAUUAUAAAAGGAUUGUGUACAUAUACUCUGACUCAGUGACUUCCUAAGGAUCAAAGAUUUAGAGCUGGGAGGGACCGUAGAAAACAUUAUCAGAUCCAGCCCCCUCAUUUUACAAAAGAUGAGGAGACUAAAGGUGAGAGUGGCUAAGAAACUUGCCAAGGAUCACACAUUGGAUUCAAACUAAGGUCAUCUUGACAUCUGGUGCUGCUCUCUAUCAUUAUGCCACAUAUUAUUGCUUGGUAAUUCUUUGGAACUGGUUUGUGUUCCCUCUAGCACUCGUGUAGUUAUUUGGAUUGUAGUUACAAAGGUAAAUCAUAUUUUGUUUUGUAGAAAAGCUGUAUAACUUAGUGCAAUGGUUCUCCAAGUGUGGAGGCCCUAGAUCCCUUAUCAGGAGGGCCUAUAGGUCAGAACUAUUUUCAUAAUAAUAGUAAAACUUUAGUUUUAAUUUCUAAUAUGGUAAAUAUCUAUAACAAGAACCCAAAUAAGAGUAUCUUUGGGGAAGGAAUUCCUCAGUAAGUUUUAAGAACAUAAAGGGGGUCCUGAGACCAAAAAGUUUGAGAACCAAAUAAUAAAUAGAGGCCCAGCUGUGUGAUAAGUCACUUGAUCUCUUAAAGCCCCCUGGCAACUCUUUAAAGAUUACAUAUUGAACAGGUCUUGCUCAUCGUGUAUCAGUAGACGAAUUUUCAAGCUCUGAUGAAAUAUAAUGCACACACAUACACACAGAGCUGAUGGUGGUGAUAACCAUAAUAUUAAAAUGGAAAGAUCAGCAAAGGCAAAUUUCCCACUGAAUUAACCAUCAUCAUUAAUUCUCUUUCUCGCAGUGUCACCUCCCCUUACACAAGUAUCUGAGUAUCCAAAAUGGGGUUUAUUUAUAUAAGAAUAAAGAUACAACAGGACAUUAUGAAUCUGUUGGGGUCAGGUGAUUAAAAGUUGUCAUCAAGCAUUCAUUAGCCACUUAAUAUGAGUCAGUCACUGAGCUAAACACUGGACAUACAAAAAAAGGUGAAAAUUCAUUGCUUGGUCUCAGGAGUUCAAAUUCUAACGGGAGAGAUAACAUGCAAAGAAAUGUGCAUACAAGAUAUGUGCAAUGUAAAUGGAAGGUAAUAUUAGAGGAAAGGUAUGCUUUAGUAGUUACUCAACAUUGACUGUCCAUUGUAUACAAACCCAUUCCAGUCCUUCUAUUUUAACUCACUUGCUGCAGGAAAUGAAUAGAGUUAUGUGUGUGUUGCAGGUAGAGUUGAUUUUUUCCUUAUUGGUGAAUGUUGCCUUGUAUGAAUGACAGAUGUCAUUUCCAGAAAGGCACUCUCAGAAGUACAUUUUACAUUUGACUUAUUUCUAAGGUCUCUCUAUUUCAAAUGGAUUCGUCUGAGUGAAUCUUGUUUGUUCUUGUUGUCGUUUUUUGUGAUAUAGCACUUUGCUUUCUAGGAUUGGGGGUGAGAGACGCCCAGGGAAGCUAUGUCAUUCUCAAUUAAUUCAUUACUGUGAAACAGAACUAUGUUCACAGCUAUACUGAGUACAGUUAACAGAGAAAUGGUGCCCUUUUCUCUCACGUCACCAGUUGUUGGCUCUCUCUGACCUCUAGUCCAACCAAAUUAUCUUAUUUCCAAAUUGUUCAACCUAGACGCCUCUUGUCAAAGUGAUUUCUCGGGACUUGUGUUUAGUCUGUGUAUGGCACCCUUCCUUAGCACAGAGGCCUUAUGUGUUUUUAUGGACUGAAUAAAAUAGAAAUCUCUGGGCACUGUCACUUGACAGAUUUUGUGAGACUUAGGCCUUGGGAAAGAGUCUGUGAUAAAAGCAAACCUGCAUCAAGAUGAUCUUUGGCCCAGUGAUGUUAUGGUCAGUAUUAUAAUACACACUGGAGAGAAACCCUCUAACACUACAAAAUGAUGAAUUGAAUAAUCUAACUUAAGUUAGCUACUUCAAAAUGCUCCCUAUUCGUAGAGUUCUCAUGUUGCAGAACCCAUCAAAAUGAACAUGUUCCAAUCUGAUUCAUCCAAAUGCUGUAAAUAAAUAAAUGAAAUAAAAUAAUUUUGAUAAUUUGUGUCUUCAACUUAAAAUCAUGUGAGAAUUCAUAUCUUAGCCAUCUGGUAUGACAUGAAAAUACGUUCUUUGAUGAGUGUACUGAAAGUAACAAACAGAAAGUGAUUCUGUUUGAAUUUUUAACUUACAGAAGGUUCUUAGUUAACUAGUAUAAUGUACUUCAUUGUCUCAAUACAUAAGCCACUCACUUCCCGGUAGUAAGAUAAGCAGUUAGGCAAAUUGUCUCUUUUAGAGCAAACAAGGGCCACUUAAUGCAUGCUUGCUACUAAGGAAUAAUUUAGGAAGUGUCCAAAAGCUGGCUCAUGAUCUAUUUGUAAGACUACUACUGUUUCGUCUCUUACAGUUUUGCCCAGCCUGAGGGGCUUAACAUUAUAAAAGCGGUUCAGAUUAACUGCACAGCAGGUCUGUGUUCUCUACUGUGGAAUCUGUGCUUGAAUUAUACUGUAAAUUGUACAUAUUUAAAUUAAAAUCAAAAUAAUUGCAUUUGCUGGCAUGCAAUCUCUAAUUACAUAAAUGUACAAGUUCAUUUGGGUUAUACAGAAUAUAAACUCUUGUACUCAAUACUGCAAGCUCAGUUUUAUCAAAGCUUUAUUAAACUUUCAAAACAUUA
Molecule: messenger RNA, 6175 nt
Organism: Phascolarctos cinereus (koala)
Lineage: Eukaryota; Metazoa; Chordata; Mammalia; Diprotodontia; Phascolarctidae
Gene: KCNJ3
Product: potassium inwardly rectifying channel subfamily J member 3
Biological process (GO): regulation of monoatomic ion transmembrane transport; potassium ion import across plasma membrane
Cellular component (GO): plasma membrane
Molecular function (GO): G-protein activated inward rectifier potassium channel activity
Source: RefSeq, a predicted model, not a curated record